Messenger RNA from Athene cunicularia (burrowing owl), 3146 nucleotides. It is a transcript of the gene RAD1, whose product is annotated as RAD1 checkpoint DNA exonuclease. Gene Ontology annotation, biological process: DNA repair; DNA damage checkpoint signaling. Gene Ontology annotation, cellular component: checkpoint clamp complex; nucleus. NCBI's taxonomy places the organism in Eukaryota, Metazoa, Chordata, Aves, Strigiformes, Strigidae. The coding region runs from base 55 to 900 and encodes 281 amino acids. The transcript is spliced from 5 exons. Gene Ontology annotation, molecular function: 3'-5' exonuclease activity. The record is from RefSeq and is a predicted model, not a curated record.
UCGCACUUCCGGCCCCGGCGGAAGCGCGGCGGUGGCGGCGGGCGCUUGCUCGCCAUGCCGUUCUCAGCGCAGCCGCCCGCCAGCGGCGAGCCGUACGUGCUGACCGCCAGCCUGGACAAUGCCCGCCACCUCUCCAGCAUCCUCAGGGCCGUCCACUUCCAGGACCACGCCACCUGCUUCGCCACGGCCAACGGCCUCAGGGUGACGGUGGAGGACGCCAAGUGCAUCCAGGCCAACGCCUUCAUCCAGGCAGAAAUUUUUCAGGAAUAUGCCGUUCAGGAGGAAUCAGUGACAUUCCGGAUCAAUUUGUCUGUUCUUCUCGACUGCUUGACCAUUUUUGGUACCAGUUCUUUGCCAGGAACAUCAACAGCCCUUAGGAUGUGUUAUCGUGGUUAUGGUUAUCCCUUGAUGCUCUUCUUGGAAGAAGGAGGAGUAGUGACAGUGUGUAAAAUUAACACUCAAGAACCUGAUCAGUUGUUAGACUUUGAUUUCUGCAGUACAAAGGUUGUUAACAAAAUUAUCCUGCAGUCGGAGGGGCUACGAGAAGCAUUUGCUGAACUGGAUAUGACCAGUGAAGUUCUGCAGAUUACCAUGUCUCCAGAUAAACCUUACUUCAGGUUAUCCACUUUUGGAAAUGCAGGAAGUGCACAUCUGGACUACCCUAGGGACUCUGAUUUGAUGGAAACAUUCCACUGUAACCAGACCCAGACAAACAGGUACAAGAUUUCUUUGCUUAAACCAUCUACAAAGGCUCUGGCUUUAUCUUGUAAAGUGUCCAUUCGAACAGAUGCUCAAGGAUUUCUAUCACUGCAGUAUAUGAUUAGGAAUGAAGAUGGACAGAUCUGUUUUGUGGAAUACUAUUGUUGCCCGGAUGAGGAUAUUACUGAAGCAGAAAUGUAGGUGUAUGUUAAGGCAUCUGUAUUGUAUUUAUGGAUAUAUAUAUAAUACUAUAUUUUUUUAUAAAACUGAAUGAAAGCUGUAAAGAUUGAUAGAAUUGGUACUGUCAUUUUUGUUAACUCUGGAAAAAGACUGCCUUUUUAUUCCCUUGCAAACAUUUCUUAGCCUUGACUGAAAAAAUAAAAAGCUAAAAAAGCAAGAAGGGGAGUUGAUCUCCUGUAGCCACUGAUUCCAGCACAGAUGUUAAAGUGGUGUUCAUGUAAUACGUUGCUGCUUUUUAAAAUGUUUUCCAGUAAUUUUUGUUUGUGUUUUGGGUUUUUUUUUUCCUUUGGCUUAUCUAAGCAAUUACACAAGAGAAAAUCUGAACAGCUGUAUGCUAGCCAGUUAACUUUCAGUGACUUAAAAGUAAAACCAAAUUUGUAGUGAAAGAGGAUGACAUUUUCAAAAUUAUUUCUUAGUAGCAGCAGGUGGUUUUUUUUUCUGGCAAAUGUUGACAUAUUUUGCUGGUGAAGCAACUAGGUUCUUCCUCAUCUUGAUUAAUUCUUAAUAUACCUUAAUUCCUUGGAAUUUCAUCUGAUACCAAUUUACCCUUUUGUCUGCAGUACUAGUGUUGAAUUGUUGAAUUAAGGUAGAAGCCAGGAUUCACUUAUUCAUUACUCAUAACUAUUCUGGCAACAUUAUUGUUUUGUAUCUAGUAAUUUAUUGCACAGCCACAAGAAUGCUGUUGCUGAAAUGUUUCUGUAUGUACAUGUCCCCAUUCCUACCCUGCUACUCUACUAUUGCCAUUAAGAAUCAUAAGAAGAGAGAAAAGUUUUGUAUUUGAAGUUAUUUGUGAAAUUCAUUUACCAUCUCAAUAGCCUUUUUCAGCAACAGGAGGGACUCCUAAACUGAAGUAAAGGAAUGUCUGCCUGUGUCCUGUGGGGUAGUGUAUUCCUAUCACUCACAAAAAUGGGCAUAACUUCUUACUCACUGAAAAGGGAGUGCAGUUUCUGGAGAGUUUUCUAGUGGACAGCUUUGCAAAAUAGGUGAGUUGUAUUUAGGUCAAAAGUUGCACUUAUGCUUUCACACCUCUCCUCUGAUAACAACCUGCUGAGAACAGGAGAUUCACUGAAUGAGCUGGGCAUUGAUCCAGAUGCAGAGACUGAGGAUCACACUGCAAGAGACUGAAGUCUUCCUGCCUGGCUGCUGUGGGGUGCGAUCCCAGAGUCAGUGAUCUGCGGGUGGGUUGUACAGCUCUAGGCUGUAGUCGAGUUUUGUUGUUUGUCAGAAGAUGAGGUCCUGCUGCGCACGUGUGGAAGACAGGAUGUUCGUAUGUUACCAAGUUGAUUGCUUCACAGUUCAACAGAAUCCAAGUCCUUUGGGUUUAUUUUAAGUUUAAAAUGCUUUUGUUGACCAUUUUUCACCUCUUGCUUGUGUCAGCAAGAGUAUACUUUCAGGGUACAGUGUCAACAGUUCACUUUUGUUGUCUACCCUGCAGAUCCUCCAUUUAUUGCAAUAAAUUUUACAUUUGAAAAUUAAUGACAAAUCUUUGAACUACAAGACUGAUAAAGUUACCUAAUAAUAUUCUAAAUUACUCUUAUUUACCAUCUUUUCUCUUUUUCAAACUUAAGUAUUCAGUCCAGGUGAAUUUUCUUUUGGCUUACUACCUCAGUUUCUUCAGUGAAAAAUAAAUAGUCUCAUUGGGAAUUAUUAAUAUUAUUUCUGACUAGUGAGUGUUACAAAGUAUUUACAUGAAUGAAACAGAACAUAUCACUUAAUGUGAUUUAUUUCAGAGUAUCAAACCUCCUUGUACUGUGUUCAUGGACAUUACUGUGGCUUAACAUUUGUACUUCUGUAUAAUUGCCUACAGAUGUACUAUAUUACUUCUUAAAAUAGUACUUUGAACAAUUUCUUCUAUAAUCCACCAACAGGGAUCAUGGAAAUAAUAUCCUAAGAAGUUAGAACACCACAAAAUACCAGAAAGCAACUGUUGCGUUUCAUAAAUAAUAGCUAUUACAGACAUGCAUGAUUUGUGCAAGACUUAACAUCUGUACCCCAACUGGACUAAGUCAGGACCUAGACUCACAAAGGUGGGGAGGUGCUUGUGCACCUUGUGACUUUGUGGAUAUGGUUCUAGGUGGACAAAAUCAUGGAAAGUCUAGGCUACAGACUUCUUGCCGUAAGGUUAAGUUUAGGAUCUAUCUGUCAUGGAUUAUAUUACAUUUCUACCUUCAAACACAGUAAAAUAAAAAAGGUGAAGAGAAUAAUGA